Gadus macrocephalus (Pacific cod) is the source of this 6960-nucleotide messenger RNA. RefSeq names its product phospholipase C, gamma 1 (gene plcg1). Gene Ontology annotation, biological process: phosphatidylinositol-mediated signaling; positive regulation of epithelial cell migration; phospholipid catabolic process. The coding region runs from base 425 to 4372 and encodes 1315 amino acids. Lineage: Eukaryota; Metazoa; Chordata; Actinopteri; Gadiformes; Gadidae. The record is from RefSeq and is a predicted model, not a curated record. The transcript is spliced from 33 exons. Gene Ontology annotation, molecular function: protein binding; phosphatidylinositol-4,5-bisphosphate phospholipase C activity.
CUAUCCACCGCUUUGUUGUACCGGAGGGGUCGGACGGGGGGAAGGGCCCCAGCCGUUCUUCUAGACCAGACCAACUUGUGUACGAGCCGACACGGCUCUCUCUCCAUGGACUACUGUUGCGGGACUCAAAGGGGAAAAGGGAUAAUUCCUGCUGGGACGGCGACACCAUUCCAGGAGGCCGCUAUGAUUUAAUCAGGAUAACGAAGGGGAAGGCGGGAGGUGAAGACGGGCCGUCGGCGAUGCGCUGUCGCCGAGAUUUCGGCGCUAGAGACGGAAAGAGAGAGAGACGCGUUUAGCUCCUGCUGGUGUGCGGCUCCUCGCAUGUUCUUCCACUUGAUUUUUCUUUUCACACGGUAUCUCGGUCAGAGACUGGAGUGAGGAAAGUGUUCAGAAAGGAAAAGGAUAACAAACGGGGGAAGUGACCAUGGCUGGAACGCCAGGCUUUUUCUCCAACGGUGCUGUGCCGUGGACAGAGAAUGACGCGGAGACCAACAGCCUUUACAGGGACCUUGAACUGGGGACAGUGUUGACACUUUUCUACUCCAAAAAGUCCCAGCGUCCGGAGAGAAGAACUUUUCUAGUCAAGUUGGAAACCCGGACGAUUGUCUGGACCAGGGGCACUGAUAAAAUAGAAGGAGAGAUUGACAUCAGGGAGAUUAAGGAGGUCCGCCCUGGGCAGAAGUCUCGGGACUUUGAGCGUUAUGUGGAGGACUCUGCUGGACGGCUUGACCAGGCCCACUGCUUUGUCAUCCUGCAUGGCUCCGAGUUCCGCCUCAAAGCCCUCAGCCUUGCAGCUACCUCUGAUGAGGAGAUGACUAUGUGGGUGAAGGGCUUGAACUGGCUUGUUGCAGACACACUCAAAUCCCCUACUCCGCUCCAGAUCGAGAGGUGGUUACGGAAACAGUUCUACGCUGUCGAUCGCAACAGAGAAGACAAGAUAUCCUGUAAGGAUCUGAAGAGCAUGCUGGUUCAAGUCAACUACAGGGUCCCCAACAUGAGGUUCCUCCGAGAGAAGCUUCCGGACUCGCAGGAGUUGCGGAACGGCGACGUGUCCUUCAGCCAGUUCGCUCAUCUCUAUCGCAAUCUCAUGUUUGACGCACAGAAAAACAUGGACAUUCCAUUUAUACAGAGGGUCAUUGACCGACCGGAACAGAGGAUCAGUCUGGAGGAUUUCAAGGGUUUCCUUCUGGAAACUCAAAAGGAGCUUUGGGCCGCAGACAGCAACGUUGUGCAGGAAUUUAUGUUCGGCUACCUCAAAGACCCGCUGAGAGAGGUGGAGCAGCCUUACUUCCAUCAAGACGAGUUCCUGACCUACCUGUUCUCCAAAGAGAACACCAUAUGGGAUGCCUCCCUAGACACGGUCUGUCCUGAUGACAUGAACAACCCCCUGUCCCACUACUGGAUCUCCUCCUCACACAACACCUACCUGACGGGAGACCAGUUUUCGAGCGAGUCUUCCCUGGAGGCGUACUCGCGCUGCCUUCGACUGGGCUGCCGCUGCAUUGAGCUGGAUUGCUGGGACGGCCCAGAGGGAAUGCCUGUCAUCUACCAUGGUCACACCCUCACCACCAAGAUCAAAUUCUGUGACGUGCUGGCCACUAUCAAAGAACAUGCAUUCGUCACUUCUGACUAUCCCAUAAUCCUGUCCAUCGAGGACCACUGUAGCAUCGUGCAGCAGCGGAACAUGGCCACCAACUUCAAGAAGGUGUUCGGGGAGAUGCUGCUGACCAAGACGGUGGACAUCUCCGCCGACGGCCUGCCCUCGCCCAACCAGCUGAAGAGGAAGAUCCUCAUCAAGCAUAAGAAGCUGGCGGAGGGCAGUGCCUCCGAGGAGGUGCCUACGUCAACACCGUACUCGGAGAACGACAUCAGCAACUCCAUCAAAAAUGGCAUCCUGUUCCUGGAGGACCCCGUCAACCAUGAGUGGUACUCCCAUUUCUUUGUCCUGACGAACACCAAGAUCUACUAUUCGGAGGAGACGACGAGUAACCAGGGCAACGAAGACGAGGAGGAGCACCGAGAGGUGACCAACGGGAUGGACCAGCACGUGACGGAGAAGUGGUUCCAUGGGAAGCUGGGCGCGGGGCGGGACGGCCGGCAGAUCGCCGAGAGGCUGCUGUCCGAGUACUGCCUGGAGACGGGCGCGCCCGACGGCUCCUUCCUGGUUCGGGAGAGCGAGACCUUCGUGGGGGACUACACGCUGUCCUUCUGGCGCUCCGGGCGUGUCCAGCACUGCCGGAUCCACUCCCGGCAGGAGGCGGGCAGUCCCAAGUUCUAUCUGACGGACAACCUGGUGUUCGACACGCUGUUUGCGCUCAUCACGCACUACCAGCAGGUGGCGCUGCGCUGCAACGAGUUUGAGAUGAAGCUGACCGAGCCUGUUCCCCAGACCAAUGCCCACGAGAGCAAGGAGUGGUACCAUGCCAACUUGUCCAGGAGCCACGCAGAGAACAUGCUGAUGAGGGUUCCACGUGAUGGGGCCUUCCUGGUCCGCAAGCGGACGGAGCCCAACUCCUUCGCCAUCUCCUUUAGGGCGGAGGGGAAGAUCAAGCACUGCCGCGUGCAACAGGAGGGUCAGAUCGUGGUGCUGGGCACUUCGGAGUUCGACAACCUGGUGGACCUCAUCAGCUACUACGAGAAGCACCCGCUGUACCGCAAGAUGAAGCUACGCUACCCCAUCAAUGAGGACACACUGGAGAAGAUAGGCACCGCUGAGCCAGACUACGGGUCCCUUUACGAGGGGAGAAACCCAGGCUUCUACGUGGAAGCCAAUCAGAUGCCCACAUUUAAGUGCACUGUGAGGGCCAUGUAUGAGUACAAGGCCCAGAGAGAUGACGAACUGUCCUUCAUAAAGAACGCCACCAUCUCCAAUGUGGACAAACAGGAGGGAGGCUGGUGGAAGGGCGACUGUGGGGGGAAGAAGCAGCUGUGGUUCCCCGCCAACUACGUGGAGGAGAUCAGCCCGUCGGCAGCCGAGCCUGACCGGGGGGAGAUGACGGAGAACAGCCCUCUGGGAGAUCUGCUGAGAGGAAGUGUGGACGUGUCUUCCUGUCAGAUCGUGGUGCGGCCGGAGGGUAAGGGCUCCCGGCCCCACGUGUUCUCCCUGGUGCCGGCCUCGUCCCCUCGGGCCGGCCUGGUGGUGGACAUCGCUGCCAGCAGUUCGGAGGAGCUCAAGGAGUGGGUGGCCAAGAUCCGGGAGGUCACCAUGACCUCAGAGGCCAAGCUGGAGGAGGGCAAGAUGAUGGAGAGGAGGAAGAAGAUCGCACAGGAACUCUCUGACCUGGUCGUCUACUGUAGACCCGUGCCUUUCGACGAAGACAAGAUCGGUACGGAGAGAGCCUGCUUCCGGGACAUGUCGUCGUUCCCCGAGACCAAGGCGGAGAAGUACGUGAACAAGAUCAAGGGCAAGAAGUUCCUGCAGUACAACCGUCUGCAGCUGUCCAGGAUCUACCCCCGCGGCCAGCGGCUGGACUCCUCCAACUACGACCCCCUUCCCAUGUGGCUCUGCGGCUCUCAGCUGGUCGCCCUCAACUUCCAGACCGCAGACAAGCCCAUGCAGAUGAACCAGGCUCUGUUCAUGCUCAACGGCCGGAGCGGGUACGUGCUGCAGCCCCCCAUCAUGAGGGACGAGACCUUUGACCCCUUCGACCGCCACACGCUGCGGGGCCUGGAGGCCGUCACUCUUGAGAUCGAGGUGCUGGGAGCCCGCCAUCUCCCGAAGCACGGGCGUGGCAUCGUGUGCCCCCUGAUCGAGAUCGAGGUCUGCGGCGCGGAGUACGACAGCGCCAAGCUGAAGACGGAGUCGGCAGCGGACAAUGGACUGAACCCCACGUGGCCGCGCAAAGCCUUCCAGUUCACCAUCUGCAACUCCGCCUUCGCCUUCCUGCGCUUUGUGGUCAACGAGAUGGACAUGUUCAACGACCUCAACUUCCUGGCUCAGGCCACCUUCCACAUUAAAAGCCUCAAGACGGGUUAUCGAUCGGUGCCGCUGAAGAACAGCUACAAUGAGGAUCUGGAGCUGGCUUCUCUACUGGUCCACAUUGACAUCGUCCGGAACAGGGAUGAAAACGGAGACGCCCACUCGCCCUUCCCGGCGCCGGGUGCCUCCCCGGUGCCGGCGGCGGCGGAGGUGGAGCCCCUGGUGGAUGCGGGCUCCUCGCCGGCGGCGGCCUCCUCCAGCGCCCCCUCCCCGGUGCCCCAGUCCCCCCUCCCCCUGGCCGCCGACUACAUCGGCAGGGAGGGCUCCUUCGACGGCCGCUACCAGUCCCCUAUCGGCGACUUCCGGGUCUCCCAGGAGGCCCUGCUCGACCACAUGGACUCUCAGAACAGAAGGAUGCGGAGGACUCGGGUGGGCGGAGAGAACCGCGUGUAGGGGCCUGGCCAAUCGAGACACGUUUCCAUGACAGCCCUCCCCCCGCCCUCCGCCCCAAACCCCCGCCCUCCCAUCCACCACCGACUACUUAUCGUCCCCACCCUGAUCUUCCCGGGCCACUCUCCACCGUACCGAUGAUGUCACCGACUGCUGUGAACACUGUUUCCAUGGAAACGCCUCCUCCUCCUCCUCUACCACCACCAUCAUCGCCGCUCGCUCUGGCCUACAUUUGUGGCAGCUCUCCCUACCUCGCUUUUCCUCCCCCUCCCACCUUGCCCUCCCAUCCCCUCCCCACACACUAUUUCCCCCACCCUCGCCCUCCCAGUCUCGGACAUCACCCCACGCCCUCCCCCCACCCCCUCUCCCUCCUCCUCCUCAGCGGGCUGCCUUCACCUGCCUGCAGAGCGCGGGGCUCGGUGACGAAGAGGAAGCAGGGGGGUGACGAGGGGGGAGGGGGCGGGGGGCGGGGAGGAGGACAGGAUGAAGCAACGGAUGUCAACAACAUGAGAACAAAAAUGACUAAAUAGACUACGGCUGACGCACCAUUCCAGCCCCAUUGUAGCUGUCGUUUCUUCUUCUUUUUUUUUGUGUUUCUUUUCCUCAGACGUGACUCUGGCGGGGCCGCUUUAAUUAGCGGCGACGCAGAGGGCGAAGAGAGCUGUACAAAUCUGUUGGCGCCGGUUACCCCCGGUUACGGCUGGCGUAUACAAGUAUAUAUAUUUAUUCCUGAUGUCAGCGGGCUAGGAGGCUGACCUGCUCUCCAAGAGCUCCCGUCUUUGUUUUCAAAUUAUAAUUAUAAUUAUGAUUAUAAUUGUCAUUAUUUAAACUUUUAAGCAUUCAUAAUGUGACUUUUUCUCUCUUUUUUUUUUGCUGUAUAUGCGCUAAACACGAGGGCUCUCUAUGGCUAUUUUUAAUAGUGUUAUUCCAACAUAUUAUGGAAGCACCUAUGUUGCCAAUUUCACACGUGUACACACACACUUUCUCACUCGCACACAAACACACACACAGACAUCCUGCAUCCUGUCCUUGUGGAAUCACCGGGAGGUUGCCUGGUUGUGUUGCGUCGCGGCUGCAUCAUCCUGAUUCUUUUACUAACCGUACCAAUGUCCUUUGACCAGAGUCGUUUUGCAGCACUUUUAAACCAUUAUUUUUUUAUUCAUAUCAACCGUUCAAUAUCUAAAGGUAAACAUCCCAAAACAUUGGAUAUUUUUUUUAUGUUCGAUGUUGACUAUUAAAGCUAAAAUCGCAUCUUACAAAUGUUCUGUUUCUUUGGCAGCCUUGCAUUCCCAUUGUUUAGUUUUAUUUUAUUUUUUCGGGAAUGUCUGACUUAAUUGUGAAGUAUUAUGAAUUGGUAUAUUCACCCUUUUUUUCCCCCUCAUUGUACUAAACAUUCCCUAUAACAGUUAAAGCCAUAGAACCGAUGAUGCAAAACACAACUUCUCAUUGGAUUUAGAUUUAGUUGCCGAUGGAAAUGUUUUGGAUUUUGUUUUUUAAAGAUCGUCUCCAAAGUGAUUCUGUGGUCUGUUGUGUACAGUUGGAGCUUCUCGUCACAUUGGUGUUCAUGUUUGGUCAUGUUUUAAUCUCGAACAGAAUGCUAAUUGAUAAAUGGCUUAAUAGGUUUUGCCAGUACAAAGCAGAAAGCCUCAUGUCGUCCUGUAUAGUUUUAUGUAUUUACUGCACUGCAUUUGUAGGAUAUUUAAUUUCAGAGUUGGUUUUAAAAUGUGUUAAUGUGACAGUAAAAAUGCAUUCCCCAAACACUGUUAAAAAAAAAAGUUUUAUGAUUUUUAUGAAAUGUUUCCGUUGAAGUCGAGUGUUUUGCUUCCAGACACUCGAGGCUAACAAUCAGUCUAGCGUUGAUCCUUCUGAACUUAACCUUUUUUAGAUCAUUGCAUCCAUAUUUUAAAAUGCGAGUUUGGAGGAAGAAGCUUUAUAACUUGCAGCAGUGUUGUACCAAGUCUUGAGAAACAAGACUAUGCUGGGGCAAGACUAUACUUGUUGCAUAGUCUUGUCACCUUUAAGUAAACUUUGAGAAACGCUUGUGUGAAUUAACAGCUUUUGUCAUCUCUUCAUCCCCGAUCUCCCUCCUUGGCUGUAUAUGUGCAUCAAAUUGUUAAUUGAUAAUAUGCUAACUCAGUAUUUAUAUUCAGAACUCCAAAGCCAUAAUGGUAAGAACUAGUUAAGGGGCAUAAUUGCCUACUAAUGCCCGAGGUUUCAAGAAUUAGUUUGAACACAAAGCAUUCGCACCCUGAUACAAUCCCCCUGCCCCCUUGAUCUGGUGACUGAUGUGUGUUGCUGCGAUGUUUCCCUCCAAUGCUGCAACGCUCCUGCGGCCGAGCGGCCGGCUGAUGUCAAUGUGCCUGUCUGCGUGUGUCCAUGCUCACCUGUUUUGCCACAUUAAUCACGUAGUGGAACCCAGUGACAUGUUUUGUUGGUCAGAAUUUUUUGUAACCGACUUGUCUCAUUUGCAAACGCCUUUUUGGUUUUAACGUGCCUAAGCUAUGGAGAAGAAAAGUAUUCAUUUUAAAUUUGCCUUUUUCAUAUGAAACGUAUUCAAGCCUGAACAUUAAAUAAAGUACUUAUUCAACUAA